AUGCGUGCUUCCUCUCUCCUUUCCCUCCUGCUGGCCGCCGCCCCGGCUCUGGUCUCUGCGAAGGGUACCCUGGGUUUCUCGCUUGGUGACAAGAAUGCCGACGGUACUUGCAAGUCCACCAGCGAUUAUGAAGCUGAUUUCGAUGCCCUGAAGGGCCUGUCCACUCUCGUCCGUACCUACUCCGGCACGGAGUGCCAUGCCCCUCAAAACAUCCUGCCUGCCGCCAAGAACAAGGGUUUCAAGGUCGUUUUGGGCAUGUGGGUUGGUAAGCCCACCGAUAAGGACAACCUGUUGGAGGAGCCUUCCUUCAAGGCCGAUUGGGCCGCGAUUCAGAAGGCCAUCCCCGGAAAUGAGGACGCCAUUCACGCCAUCACUGUUGGCUCUGAAACUCUCUACCGCGGCGACUUGACCGGACCUCAGCUCCACACAUAUAUCAGCCACGUUAUGAAAGGUGUUCCCAAGGGUGUCCUUGUCGGCACCGCUGACAGCUGGAACAAGUUCGCCGAUGGUACUGCCGAUGCCCUCUUCACCCAGGAGCCUAUCGUCACCUACGUUCUGAGCAACGCUUUCGCUUACUGGCAAGGAACCGCCGCCGACAAGGCUUACAAGACCUACUUCGACGACAUGGCUGGUGCGAUGGAGCACAUCCAGAAGGUUGCCGGUGACAACGCCGAUAAGAUCAACAUUGUCAACGGCGAGACUGGCUGGCCUACCGAUGGCGGUUCGGACUACGAAGAUGCCAAGGCGGGUACCAAGAAUGCUGAAAAGUUCUGGAAGACCGGUAUCUGCGGUAUGCUCGACUGGGGUGUCGAUCUGUUCUACUUCGAGGCCUUUGACGAGUCCUGGAAGCCCGAUAGUAAGGGUGACAACGGCGAGCUUAAGGAUGAGAAGCACUGGGGUCUCUUCACUGCGGACCGCAAGUCCAAGUUCGACACCUCUUGCCCUAAAUAG
Messenger RNA from Penicillium bovifimosum, 951 nucleotides. RefSeq names its product 1,3-beta-glucanosyltransferase Bgt1 (gene bgt1). The coding region runs from base 1 to 951 and encodes 316 amino acids. Gene Ontology annotation, molecular function: 1,3-beta-glucanosyltransferase activity; glucan endo-1,3-beta-D-glucosidase activity. Gene Ontology annotation, biological process: carbohydrate metabolic process; cell wall organization. Gene Ontology annotation, cellular component: extracellular region; cell surface; fungal-type cell wall. The record is from RefSeq and is a predicted model, not a curated record. The transcript has 3 exons. Lineage: Eukaryota; Fungi; Ascomycota; Eurotiomycetes; Eurotiales; Aspergillaceae.